Molecule: messenger RNA, 10215 nt
Organism: Salarias fasciatus (jewelled blenny)
Lineage: Eukaryota; Metazoa; Chordata; Actinopteri; Blenniiformes; Blenniidae
Gene: atm
Product: ATM serine/threonine kinase
Exons: 62
Coding region: 261-9515 (3084 amino acids)
Biological process (GO): DNA repair
Molecular function (GO): protein serine/threonine kinase activity; protein binding
Source: RefSeq, a predicted model, not a curated record
AUGCGCGUGUAAAAGCUCGACAAAUCCGAUCAGCACCUUCUCCCGCGGCCAGUGAGUGCACAGACGCUACUGACUGUUUGAAUGCGUGUCGUCCAACUUUAUGUUUACUGAGAUAGUUGUUAGUGCACGGCCGUGAUGACUUGCAGUGCAGUUCAGGAACUAGGCGCAUUGCUAUUUGUUUGAUAUAUUGUGUCGACAUCAGUGCUGUUGUGGUGAGUUUAUACCAACAUCCCGUCUCCGUGUCCACUCUGUGAAGCACAAUGAGUCUGGUUCUACACAAUCUGCUGCUCUGCUGCAAAGGGCUGGACAGUGACAAAGCCACAGAGAGGAAGAAAGAAGCUGAAAACUUCAGACGGCUCCUGCGUGCAACAGAGACUUUGCAAGAACUGGAUCGCAACUCAGGAUCCAAAGCCAAAGGGACCAAGCAACUCACAUGGGAUGCUGUUUUCAGGUUUUUGCAGCGCUAUGUCCAGAAGGAAACUGAAACCAUACAGUCAAGCAGAGCCAACGUCACGGCCACUACACUGGCCACGCGUCAGAAGAAGAUGGCUGAGAUGUGCAGCCUGAUCAAAUACUUCAUCCGCUAUGCAAACAAACGUGGUCCUCGUCUAAAGUGCAGCGAGCUGUUGAAACAUGUGAUCGAGGUCCUGCAGAGCUCAUACUGCUGUUCAGCGUAUGGGGAAAAUUACAGCAGUCUCCUUGUCAAGGACAUCCUCUCUGUCCGCAAGUACUGGUGUGAUAUCACUUCAUCACAGUGGCACAGUCUUCUGGACAUUUACUGCAACUUAUUUAACUCUUCAUCCAAGUCCAUCAACCGUGUCCUGUUGAGCAGAGUGAUUCACACGGUGGUGCAGGGCUGCUGCUCGCAGACCGACGGAGCUCACGAUGCUCUGUUCAGCUUCUUUUCCAAAGCCCUUCUUAAUGCCAAGCAGGAGAAACAGUUGGUGGUUCUGGAGCAUCUCCUAUCAGCUCUGAACAUCUUCUUGAGGUCUGUGGCCAUGAACUGUCGGAUGAGGGUUUGCAGACUGGGCAAGGAGCUCCUGCCGUCUGUUCUGUCUGUCUGGGCUGACAUGAGCCCCAGCACAGCUCUCAAAGAGGAGAUUGUGGAGUUUUUCAGCCUUCAGGUGUGUGUUCACCAUCCCAGAGGCGCCACCACACAGGACACAGGUGCUCAUGCUGAGAACUGGACCAGGUGGAAGAGUCUGCUGUUCGAUCUGUAUGACGCUUUGGUCAGAGAGAUCAGCAAAAUUGGCAGCAGGGGGAAGUACGUCACAGGGACACGACACAUCGCUGUCAAGGAAAAUCUCGUCGAGCUCACAGCGGACGUCUGUCACCAGCUUUUCGUUUGUGACAGUGACAUCCAGAUCCUGGAGGCCACCCAGUCGUCUUCCAGGCCCACCCAGAUGGGAAGUCCCAGUUUUGGAACUCCCAGCAAGCGGCGGCGCAUUGAAAUAAGUUGGGAAGUGCUGCGUGGCCAUCUGCAGCCUCAGCAGAGCGACUUUGAUGUCAUACCAUGGCUGCAGGUCACUGCAAUGCUCACCUCCAAGUACCCGUCCACGGUGCCCAGCAAGGAGCUGGUCGCCCUCCUGUCAGUGUUACUCCAGCUGUUAGCGGAGCAGCGGCGAGGAGAGAUGGGGAUGUAUGUGCUGCGCUGCCUGAGAGAGGUGGCCCGGUGCCAGGCCCGCCUCCCUCACAGAGUCCAGGCCUACAGAGCAGAGCUGAGCCGGCUGUGGGUUCGAGUGUGGGCCCUGGCCGUGCGAGCUGUGAGCGCACCUCAGACCGAGUCCUGCAGCCUGGACCUGCUCUCCUCCAUCGUGCACGGCGAGCUGAUUAAUAUGGACAGAGAGUUCUGGAGGCUGUUUUCUGGAUCUGCAUGCAAACCGUCCCAAGGUGCGGCAGUCUGUCUGACCCAGGCCCUGCUGAAAUGUCCGGUCCCGAAAAGCCUCAGACUAACCUCAGGUUGGGACUUCGUUGGAGGCGCAGACGGGUCUGCGUCGCCCAGUCUGAAGGAGACCCUCAUCGGCUGGCUGCUGAUGAGCGAUCAGAGCGAUGAGAUGGAGGAGAGCUCCAGGCCUCACCCCAUCCUCUGCAGAGACUUUCCUCACAAUCUGAUAGCCAACAUGUUGGUCUCUCUGACACUGAAAGACACAAAAGUUGGCCUCAAGUUUCUUUUGGGACCUGAAGGAGUAGAAAGCACCUUUCUUCAAGAUCAAAUGUCGCGCAAUUCCAAAACCAGCCUGGAGGAGAUCGAGCGGCUGUACCUGCAGUUCAGCUUCGACACGCUGCCCUCAGAGCUCCGACCGGCCAGCGAGUCGACGAAGACGUCAGCUGACUGCGAGUUCGCCGUGGUCCCGGGCCUCAGAAGCAAGCUGGAGCAGUCUCUGCUUUGCGUGGCUGAUAAUUUACUCAACUGCUACUCUCCUGAUUCUCAGUCCACGUCUCCGGAGUGUGUGGUGCGCUGCUUCUCCCUGCUGACCGGUGUGCUGGCCGGUUACAUCUCCAUCGGAUUUCUGACUGAGGAAGAAGCUUGUCGCUCACCACUCUUCACUAAAGCAAAGGCUCUGGCACAGGACUUCUCUGGGUUUGUUUCGAGUGUGAAAGUGAAAAUGUCCGAGGAAGGGACUGUGGCCACUCUGAGAUCCGUGAUGAAGCUGUGCUCACAGUCUGUCAGCAGAGAGAAGGAGGAUAACAUCAGUCGUAUCUUUUUAAUGAUUUUGCCAGCCAGCCUCCUCGCUGACCUGGCAGAAAUCUCUAAACUGCUGCUGAACAGUGUUUCCAGGAGAGCCAGUUCUGUAGACGAAGACGAUCACGCGGAUGAUGACUGGGACAUGACGAGAACUCAACAGGUGAAUGAAUUUGAUCUGUUUGAUGCUGAUGAAGAGUCUGGCAGCAGCUCUAACGGGACCCAGAGGCAGAAGGGAGACACCCAUGACAAUUCCUGUGGUCCAGGUGCAAAGAGCCUGCUGGCAGACGACCUUCUGGCCCUGCAGGAUCUGACUCUCCUCGCAGUCCUGGAGUUUCUCUGCCAGUGCGCCUCCAUCCAAACGGUCCACGGUCUGCUUUUCAAGCCGCAGGAAGUGCGACGUCGGCUGCUGCUGCUCGUGGAACAAGUUGACUUCAGCAAAGCGUUGCACCUCAACAUGUAUCUUGUCCUGUUGAAGAAGCUUCCUGCCGAAGAUUCCAUCAGUCCUGAGGACUUUGAUUUGCUGCUGCGUCCUCUAGCAGAUCUGUGCUCGCUGUAUCGUCAGGACCAGGAGGUCUGCGCCGCUGUGCUGCUCAGUUUGUUGCCCUCCAUAAAAAGCCUGGGGAAAACCCACCAGUUGCCCGAGGAGAUGAGACAUGUGCAGGGGUCUCUGCUUCAAGUGCUGGCUGGAUUUUGUAUUCUGAGCCAGUCGGGAAAAUGCGUGUCGUCAGUGCGAGCCGCUUUAGUGCGGUGUCUGAUCGCUGUGCUGGAGGUGGACCCACGCUGUGUCUGGGCCGUCCUGAGUGUCAGAGGGCCCGACAGCGAGGAAGAGCAGCCCAUCUCCGACAUCCUUCCAUCUCACCUCGCAGAUGACCACCACCAUGUCCGCAUGCUCGUAGCCAUGUCAGUGGAGAGGCUGUUUCUGGAGUUGAAUCUGCAGCAUCCAGAACAGACGAAGAUGCUUCCCCUGAAACACCAACAGGCAGCUUUUGAAAACAUUUACCUGAAGGCUCAGGAGGGGAUGAGGCUUCCAAGAAGCAGGUCUACAGCGGAGCAGCAAGACGAGACGUUCAACCGCAAAGCCACGCUGCUGAAGUGUUUAUCUGUCGUGCUGUGCUGUAGCCCCGUGUGUGAAAAGCAAGCCCUGUUUGCGCUCUUCCAGUCCUAUAAAGAGAAUAAUAUCGAGGAACAGCUCAUCAAAAAGAUGUUGUGCAGCGUUUCCAGUGCGCUCGGCUACAGGAGCGUCAAAGCGUUUGUCAGCUCUCACCUGUACUACUUGGUGGCCGAAUGGCUCUCGCAGAGACAGUCCGACGACCGCUACACUCUCGGAUCCUUCCCUUACAGUCUCCUCGGUCACAACACCGUCAAAGAUUUCUAUCACUCCUCCUACCAGGUACUGAUCCCCCAACUGGUCGUCCUGGACGACUUUGAGCAGGUCAAGUCCAUCGGCAGGUGUCUGGAGAAGGACUGGAGGGAGCUCCUGGCAGACUGCUUCCCCAAAAUCAUGGUCAAUAUCCUGCCGUACUUUGCACUUUCUGGCCAGGAUUCGCUGGUGGCACAGCAGCGAGAGAAAGCCCACCGGGUGUACGACGUGCUCAAAGACGCCGGCUGUCUGGGCAAACAGCAAAUUGACAGCCUGAUUCACAGUAACCUGGCAGACAUCGUGGUGGAACUGUUGAUGACUCUGUAUGAAGGACGCGGAGCAGGAGGAGACCUGAGACAGUUCACUGGAGAACUGGAUCCUGUACCAAACCCGCCAUACUUCAGCUCUGAUGUGAUCAAGUCGACCAUGGAUUACCUGAGCAAGUGUCACAGUGCCAACCACAAGUCACUGGUGGCCAUUCUGUCAAAAACCCCAAUUUCUAUCCAGAGGAUCCUCCUGGCGGUGUGUGAGAGAGCAGCCGAGACGACCAACAGCUACGAGCGCCACCGCGUCCUCCUCAUGUACCGCCUGUUUGUCAGCCUGCUGCUCCGGGAGGUGAAGGACGGUCUGGGAGGAGCCUGGGCCUUCGUCCUCAGGGACAUCAUCUACACACUCAUUCACAACAUCAACAGCAGACCGCUGAAAUGCGAUGAGGUUUCCAACCGAAGCCUCAGUCUGUGCUGCGACCUGUUGACCUCUGUGUGUCAGGCGGCGCUGCACUUCUGUGACGAUGCUCUGGACUGCCACCUGCAGGUCAUCGUCGGGACUCUAACGGCUCAAGUUACCACCUCUAUAUCGCAGCAGGUGCUCAGCUUGCUGCAGUUUCUCGUAAUUGAAAAUCAGCAGAAAUUAAAAGACGCCAUCAGCAGUUUGGAGCCGUUUCCCGACAUCCGUGAAUUCAGAGAGCUGCGGUCUGUGCAGCACAAACUCAAAUACAACACCAGCACCUUCAACCUCAGACGGGAGAUUUCUCACUUCCUGUCAGUAGCGUCAUGUGACUCCUUACCUCUGACUCGACUGGAGGGUUUGAAGGAUCUGACCCGACAGCUGCACGACAACAAGGAACAGAUCCUGGAGCUGCUCAAAGAAUGUCACGCUGACCCCGGUAACAGUGUGCUGAUUAAGCUGGCCCUCAGUCUGCUGCAGCUCUGCAAACUGGCAGUGAACCACCAUGGAGGGGCUGAAAUACUGGAGGCAGCAGGCAGCUGUCUGGGAGAGCUGGGUCCUGUGGACUUCUCGACCUUUGCCCUCCUCCAUGGCGGCGAUCCUCUCUAUGAAAAGGCCGUCUCUCUCUUCCCCGCCACCGAGUUGCAGCGUUUGUUCAUCAUCCUCAGCUGCGUGAACAACGCGCUCACGUGCCACCGUGUGGAGGUGAGGCGGGCGGCAGCUCAGUGUGUGAGGGACAUCCUGGCGACGCAGUCCGGGGUGGACUUCUGGGAACAAUACAAAGACGAAAAAGACCCCAUGUUGGCUUACCUCAAUCCCUUCAGAACGCCCAAGAAUAAGGUGACAGAUCUGAAAGCGGCGGAGAGUCCGCAGGCCAUGGAGAGGCUGCAGACUCAGGAGUUCUGGACUCCCCAGGCGGGCUCCCACAGAGUCUGGCUGAAGGCUCUGUGCACGGCGCUGCUGGACAGCGGCGGAGUCCGGAGUGAACCUCUGCUGCUGUCUCGCCCGCUGUGUCUGGUGAGCGUGGACUGCUGCCACAUGCUGCUGCCGCUCAUCAUUCACUCCAUCCUUCAAGACGACGCAGACGGUUCGUGGAGGGAGCUGCUUUCCUCCCACGUCCGAGACUUCUUCAGCUUUUGCUCCAGAAGCGCUCAGGCCUCCAGCCGCUCUGCCACACCUCCCAACUUUGACUCCGAGUCAGACGCUGCAAGCAACGGCUCGUAUGACGCCACGUCUCUGCGGACCAUGCUUGCUGUGAUCGACUACCUGAGACACCAGGACAGAUCAGUGGAAUCUGAAAGUAAGUCCUGCGGUACAGUUUGUGACUCAAACUUCUGGCUGGAGCUGAACUACCUGGAGGUGGCCAAAGCGGCACAGUCCUGCUCGGCUCACUUCACUGCGCUGCUCUACAUCGAAAUCUACGUCGACAAGAUCAAAGCCAACCUGGAGGAGCGUGGCAAAACAAAGUCUAAAGCGACCCGUAAAAUCAACUUUGAGGAAAACAGCCAGAACCUCACCAUCUCCAGCCUGACCGAGAGGAGCGUACACGACUCCAGCAUUAGUCUGCAGGAGCUGCUGAUUGAGAUUUAUCGGAGCAUCGGGGAGCCUGACAGUCUGUACGGCUGCGGCGGGGAGACCAUGACUUGUCCACUGACACGGAUUCGAACCUAUGAACAUGAGGCCAUGUGGGGACAGGCCCUGACUUCGUACGACCUCCACGGCUCUCUGCCUCAAGUCACCCGACAAGUGGGAAUCAUGGAGAGUCUGCAGAACUUCGGCCUGAGCAGCGUCCUGUCCACCUACAUGAGGGGUCUGGAGAGCGAGGGGGUGGAGUGGGGCGCCGAGCUGCGCGAUCUCCGCUUCCAGGCGGCCUGGAGGAACACCCAGUGGGACUUCGAGGUGUCAGAAAGGGGUGAGGAAUCCAAUCCUGGCUUCCAUGAAUCUGUUUUUUGCGCCAUGCAAGCGCUCAGGGACAAAGAGUUCUCUUUAUUUGAUGAAACUCUGAAACAGGCCAGGGUAGCGGAGGUGGAGGAGCUGUGCAGAGGCAGCCUGGAGGCCGUGUCUUCUCUCUACCCUGCUCUCAGAAACCUGCAGAGCAUCAGAGAGCUUCAGAGUGUGAAGCAUCUCUUUUCAAGUCCCUUCUCGGACCUGGCUCUGGGUGAAGUUUGCAGGCAGUGGCGGCUGCACUCCAAGCUGCUCGCCGACAGCGACUUCUCUCUGGUGGAGCCCAUCCUCGCCGUGCGCUCCGUGGCCCAGCACGCCCUGCUGUCCAGGGUCGCAGACCCCGACAGUACCCAGUACCUCAGCUCCGUCCUCACCGACCACCUGAUGGAGCUCUGCCGGCUGGCUCGUAAAGCCGGGAAUACGCAGCUGGCGGAGCGCGCCGUCUACCAGAUGAAGCAGCACAGCGGUGCUGGCGGAGCGACCUUGGCGUCGGCGCCCGACUAUUCGUGGCAGCUGGAGGAGGCUCAGUUGUUUUGGGCGAAGAGGGAGCAGAACCUGGCUCUGAGCCUGCUGAGGCAGAUGAUACACAAACUGGAGGAAAAGGUGGAUAUAAAUCCCGCUCUGGCACCAACCUACACCAGGUGCCUCAGGCUGUGUGGUAACUGGCUGGCUGAGACCUGCCUGGAAAGCCCUGGAGUCAUCCUGAACAAUUAUUUGGAGAGGGCCAUGGAGAUAAUAGAGCAGGAGUCUCCGGUGCAGGACCCUCGGCUCCUGAGCCAGCGGACCGAGGCGUUCCUGUCUCUCGCUCGCUUCUCAGAUGUUCAGUACCAGAGCAUUGACAAAUACAUGAAGUCCUCUGAGUUUGACAGCAAGCAGGCGCUGCUGGAGAAGGCCAAGGAGGAAGUGUCCCUGAUGAGGCAGCGUAAUGUAUCCAACAGGUACGCAGUGAAGGUGAGGAAAGAGCUGGAGCUGGAUGAGCAGGCACUGCUGAACCUGCUGACGGACCGGCUGCGCUUCCUGUCCAAGGCCAUGGAGAAUUACAUCCGCUGCCUGGAGCUCGGCGAGGAGCACGACACCUGGGUGUUCCGCCUGGCCUCCAUCUGGCUGGAAAACAAGGACCUGAAGGACGCAAGUGACAUAAUGAAGAAAGGGGUCCGGCACAUUCCCUCCUAUAAGUUUCUGCCUCUCAUGUAUCAGCUGGCUGCUCGAAUGGGAACCAAAAUUAAAACCGCCAACAAUGAAGAUACUGGAUUUCAUGACGUCCUCACUGAUCUCAUCAGCCGAGCGUCUCUGGAGCACCCGCACCACACGCUCUUCAUCAUCUUCGCUCUGGUAAACGCCAACAAAGACGAGAGCUUCAGCAAGUCCCGGCUGUCGAAGAGCUCCCCAGAGCAGCCUUCACCGUUUGAUUCGGAGCGUUCGGACGUGGCCCGGAAGAUCAUCAGUGCCAUCAGGGAGAAGCGGGGCGCCAUGGUACGAGACAUCGAGCGUCUGUGCGACGCGUACAUCACCCUGGCCUAUAUGGAUGCCAGCAAACACCAGGCUGACAAGAAAGCGAUUCCCAUCCCUGCCGAUCAGCCCAUCAUGAACAUGAAAGACCUCGACGAGGUUUCCAUCCCAACUUUGGAAAUAAAGGUGGAUCCGUCCGGUCAGUACGAAAACCUGGUGACGGUCAGAUCCUUUCAGCCCCACUAUCGCCUGGUCGGAGGAGUUAACCUGCCCAAGAUCAUCGACUGCAUCGGCUCAGAUGGCAGAAGCAGGAGGCAGCUGGUCAAAGGCCGGGACGACCUGCGGCAGGACGCGGUGAUGCAGCAGGUGUUCGGCAUGUGCUCCAUGCUGCUGCAGCGCGACUCGGACACCCGGAAGAGGAAGCUCAACAUAAGACAAUACAAGGUGGUGCCGUUCUCGCAGUGCAGCGGCGUGUUGGAGUGGUGCUCCGGCACGGUGCCCAUCGGAGAGUUCCUGGUCAAUCCCAAUAAAGGAGCGCACAAACGCUUCCGACCUCAAGACCCCACCAACCUGGCCUGCCGCAGACAGAUGAUGGAGGUUCAGAAAUUGGGAUUUGACAAGAAGCUGCAGACCUACAUGGAUAUUUGCAAGAGCUUCCGACCCGUCUUUCGGUAUUUCUGCAUGGAGCGCUUCCUGGAUCCCGCAGUGUGGAUGGAGAAGCGGCUGGCCUACACUCGCAGCGUCGCCACGUCGUCUAUCGUCGGCUACAUUGUUGGACUCGGCGACCGGCACAUCCAGAACAUCCUGAUCGACGAAGAGACGGCCGAACUCAUACACAUUGAUUUAGGCGUGGCCUUCGAGCAGGGGAAGGUCCUCCCCACCCCAGAGACGGUCCCCUUCCGGCUCUCCAGAGACAUCGUGGAUGGCAUGGGCAUCACGGGGGUGGAGGGAGUGUUCAGAAGAUGUUGUGAGAAGACGAUGGAGGUGAUGAGGAGCUCUCAGGAAGCUCUGGUGACCAUUGUGGAGGUGCUGCUGUACGACCCGCUGUUCGACUGGACCAUGAACCCCCUGAAGGCCUUCCACCUGCAGCAGUACCAGCAGCAGGAGCUCAACGCCAGUCUGAGCUCCACCAUGGGCGCCAGCAGCAAAGUCAGCCUGCAGAAGCCCAGCGACAGCCAGAGCUUCAACAAGGUGGCGGAGCGGGUGCUGCUGCGACUGCAGGAGAAGCUGAAGGGUCUGGAGGAGGGCAACGUGCUGAGCGUGCGGGGUCAGGUCAACCUGCUCAUCCAACAAGCCAUGGACCCCAAAAACCUCAGCCGGCUGUUCCCGGGGUGGCAGGCCUGGGUGUAGACUCUGGAAAUGCUGCAUCCGAGACCUGCUUUAGGAACGAAAAGAAGAAAGGCUCCUCCGGUGCUUAACUAUGAAUGUCAUUCCUCUCUGUGUUUAUUAUUGUCAAACAUAUACUGAACGCCAUGUUGUCCUUUUUCAGUCAGCCCCUGCCGAACUUUGCACUUUAUUAUGAGAGAAAUGUAGGAAAGUUACGGUUUCUUUGGCACCAACGCACGUCUUGCUGUCGACACCUGCAGAAAGUGAAAUGCUUUUAUAGAGACCAGCCGCCUGUGAAGUUACGGCCCCGUUUAGGACCGCGUGCCUUUCUUUCACCAAGUGGCACAUUUAAGUUUUGUACUGUUGAGUUCUUCAAUACUUACUGUCUGUAAAACCCAAAGCUUUAUACUAUGAACCUUUCAUACAAAUAUUUGUUAAGAUAUGAUUUUUAAAUCAGUUCAACUUGAAAUACUGUUCACGACGUUUUUAUGCAGCACUUUUCUUUCAUUUCAGCCGUUCAGUCAGUUCCACGUCGGUUUAUUUGCCAGAUUUUGGUGGCGUUAUUCCACGACGCUCACAGAGCAGCUCAGUGGGAUUCAGGUGAUGAUGUGAGUGAGGGCUCUACGGUACACUUUAGUGUUGAACGACUGCUUUUGCACCUUUACAUCAUUCACCUGGUGCUCUGUAAAGUCUCCAGUCUGUCAUGAAAAGAUCAAUAAAUCAG